Messenger RNA from Kwoniella shivajii, 2007 nucleotides. RefSeq lists its product as uncharacterized. The record is from RefSeq and is a predicted model, not a curated record. The transcript is spliced from 4 exons. Bases 1 to 2007 code for a protein of 668 amino acids. NCBI's taxonomy places the organism in Eukaryota, Fungi, Basidiomycota, Tremellomycetes, Tremellales, Cryptococcaceae.
AUGUCAACUUCUUCAUCUGAUCCAUCUUCAUCACAAAUACACCUAACCACUUCCAACUUGAACUCAAACUCUAACUCUAAUUCAAAUAGCAGUAACACAAAAGAUCGUAAAAGAUCAGCUCAUUGGACAGAUUCAGAUACCGAGACUUUGGUUAAUUUAUUACUUGGUUAUAGGGAUUCAGGUAGAACAGCGGAUAAUGGAUUCAAACCUCAUGUAUGGGAAGAAGCGAGUGAUUUGUUAGAAGGAAAUACUUAUAUGGGUGGACCAAAGACCGCUGAUGCAUGUAAGAGUAGAUGGCAACGGCUACAACGUGAUUACAAAGCUGCAAAAGAUAUGGAAGCGAUGCCUGGAUUCACAUGGGAUAGAUCAACACAUAGGUUAUUGGCUUCUCCUGAAGCGUGGAUAAAUGCUGAAAAACAACUCGAUUCAUACAAAUACCGUAAAAUACAUUUACCUACUUUCGAUUCCUUAGCAAUUUUAUGUGCAACGGAUCCUUCUCGAUCGAGACCUCGUGUAUCAAAAGGUAGAUCAAGUUUAGGCUCAAUCUCAAAUGCAAGUAGCAUGUUAUCAUUGAGUACCCAAACCACUUCAUCUGUUGCGAAUCAGAACCAGAAUCAAAACCAGAAUCAGAACCAGAAUCAAAAUCAAAAUCAAAACCAGAGUGUUAUUCAAGGACAAUCUUCGAACGGAAUGAAUCAAAACCAAGGACAAGGACAAGGACAACAUAAUAUGAACGGACAAAAUCAUCUUCAUUCAAUGAAUAUACAUCCUAAUCAUAUCAUUAACGGCCAGUCUCAUUCUCAUGCCCAUGCCCAUGCCCAUGCACAAGGACAAGGACAAGAUGAAAAUACAAAUGCAAUGGCUCAAAUGCAAUUACAAUCAGAUCAAAAUGUUGGCGUUGGUGUCGGAGUUUUUAACUGGGCAAAUGCAACUACCAAUAACCCAGCGACAAUGACGAACGGAAAUGUCAACAGAAAUCCGCAAGAAAAUGUUAAUGUCAGUCUAAACGCAAAUGGUGAAGGUGGUGAAGAUGAUGGUGAAAGUGAAUUUGAAAAUCCUUUCACAUUACCUGAUGGUUCCCAGUCUUUCAACUUGGGUCAAAAACGUCCUUUGCCAUUUGAUCCUUCCCUCUUAUCAUCAACUCCAAACCCUUCUUCAAACCAUGCAUCAAAUCAGAAUCAAAAUCAGAAUCAAAACCCUCAAUCUCAGCACGCGUUACCGAUAUCGCAAGGUAGUCCACCUAAAAAACCUCGUCAAGGUAGAUCGUCAAAUUCUCAUUCCCAUUCUUUGCAACCAUCUCAAAUCCAUCAAUCACAUCAACAACAGAUGCUUCAGCACCAACGUCAACAACAAAUACCACAACCACAAUCACAACAUCACCAUCAUCAUCAAUUACCUCCUGCUCACACUAUACCACCUCAGUAUUAUCCUCUACCACCAAAUCCACACUCACACCCUCAACCACCACCUAACCAUCUACAUCCGAUAAUGGGUAAUCCAAAUCAACCUUCACGUUCACCUGAUUUCUCGACUUCUUCGACAGCACAGUUCGAUUCUUCACAGCUUCUCUCCAAUUCACCUCUACCUACUCCCAACCCAAAUCAAAAUCAAGGUCAAAACCAAGAUCCUCGACAACUGAUAAGACAAUAUCCAACUUCCAAUUCUUCUACUCCUAAUCCCAAUCCCAGUCACAUCCCCAGCACCAACAGCAACAAUAACAACGGCAACAGCAAUCUUCCAAUCGGGUUGAUACAAAGCAACUCUACUCAGUCGUUAAAUACCAUUUUAUCUGCAGAAGUUACAGCUGCAGGAUUGUCAGAAGCUCAAAGAAGGACAGAAGCUUUGAUACAACUACAAAAUGAAUCAGACAUAAAAGAUGAAGAUUUAGUCGAAGUCAUAGAUGAAUUCGAAUCAAAUGUAGCUGCUGCCGACACGUAUUUAGCUAUCAAGAAAGAUGGUUUGAGGAAAAUGUGGUUAGGUAAGAUAAUCAAAAGGCGUAAGAAAUGA